Molecule: messenger RNA, 346 nt
Organism: Polyodon spathula (Mississippi paddlefish)
Lineage: Eukaryota; Metazoa; Chordata; Actinopteri; Acipenseriformes; Polyodontidae
Product: lymphoid enhancer-binding factor 1-like
Exons: 2
Coding region: 2-346 (114 amino acids)
Biological process (GO): regulation of transcription by RNA polymerase II; canonical Wnt signaling pathway
Cellular component (GO): beta-catenin-TCF complex
Molecular function (GO): DNA-binding transcription factor activity, RNA polymerase II-specific; RNA polymerase II cis-regulatory region sequence-specific DNA binding
Source: RefSeq, a predicted model, not a curated record
AAUGCCACAGUUAUCUGGAGGAGGCGGCGGAGGUGACCCGGAACUCUGUGCAAAUGAUGAAAUGAUCCCCUUCAAAGAUGAGGGGGACCCCCAAAAGGAGAAAAUCUUUGCAGAAAUCAGUCACUCUGAGGAAGAGGGAGAUUUGGCUGAUAUUAAGUCAUCUCUGGUAAAUGAGUCGGAGAUAAACCCAAACAACAACCACCACGAGGCAGCUAGACGAGUGCUGCAGGAUUCUUACCAUGAGAAACACAGAGAACACUGUGAUGAUGGUAAGUAUAAAGUGUUUCAAGGGAGUAUACUGGCUGCAAUCUUUAUCCAGUGGUGUAGGGCAAUGGCUGUUGUGUAG